GAUUAUACAUUGGGCUUAAUCCAUCUGAAAGUUCAUUUUUCCCUCAAAGCCGAACACAACCAGCGAGGCCUCUGGCUCUGGAGUCGGCGAAAACCGCGAAGUCAGGAGGAGAGAAACAAAGCCUCUUAGCAAAAGAAACCAGCGAUCCUUCUCAUCUACCGCAUAUUUCCUUGGUCUUCAUAUCUGUCUUAUGACGUCUAUUUUCUUCGUCUUCUCAUUUCCUUUUGCAACUACAAACAACAAUUCUUAAUAUUCAAAAAUAAAAGAAAAAUGGCGUCUUUACUUCUUCGUCAACGAAGAGUUUCAGCUUUGGGUGUUUCCCGGAUUCUUCAAGCUGUUAAUGGUGAUUCCUUUCGACUACAACCGGAAUCGAAUUGCAGGACAUUUGCUACCUUUGGUGUAAUAAUAAGGAAUUACAGCAGUGGAAAGGGUACUGCAAAGCUCGAUUUUACUGAUCUCACCCGUCCUCAUACAUGGUAUCUUAAUGCUCGAAAAAAGCAACGCAAGGUUUUCUUGCAUGUAGGUCCGACAAAUAGUGGUAAAACAUACCAUGCUCUGAAGCGACUUGAAUCAAGUUCUUCUGGUGUAUAUUGUGGUCCUUUAAGAUUGCUGGCAUGGGAAGUGGCAGAACGGUUGAACAAAGCGAGAGUUCCCUGUGAUCUAAUUACAGGACAAGAGAAGGAUGAAGUGGAUGGUGCAAAGCAUAAGGCUGUAACUGUUGAGAUGGCCGAUGUAACAUCUGAUUACGAAUGUGCCGUUAUUGAUGAAAUACAGAUGUUGGGCUGUAAGACUAGGGGUUUUUCAUUUACACGUGCCCUGUUGGGAAUUGCAGCAGACGAACUUCAUCUUUGUGGAGAUGCAGCUGCUGUUCCUCUUAUUCAAGAAUUAUUGAAAGUGACUGGUGAUGAUGUCCAGGUCCGAUCUUAUGAGAGACUUCUACCAUUAGUUCCCUUGGAAGUUCCACUUGGUUCUUUUUCGAACAUAAGAACAGGUGAUUGCAUUGUUAGUUUUUCGCGCAAGGGGAUAUACAAAUUGAAGAAAAAAAUUGAAACUGGGGGAAAGCAUCUUUGCUCCGUGGUUUAUGGUUCAUUGCCACCAGAGACUCGGACAAGACAGGCAAGGAUGUUCAAUGAUGCAAGCAGUGAGUUUGAUGUUCUUGUGGCCAGUGAUGCAAUUGGGAUGGGUCUUAAUCUGAACAUUUCUAGGAUAAUUUUUUCAACAAUGAAAAAGUUUGAUGGUCUGGAAAGGCGGGAUCUUACAGUACCAGAGGUCAAGCAAAUUGCAGGGAGAGCUGGUAGGUACGGUUCAAAGUAUCCCAUGGGUGAAGUGACCUGUUUAGAUGCAGAAGAUCUACCUUUGCUUCAUUCAUCGUUGAAAUCCGCCUCUCCUACUUUACAGCAAGCUGGAAUAUUUCCAUCCUUUGAUUUCAUUUAUAUGUAUUCACGUUUACAACAGAAAAGAGGUCUCUAUCAGAUAUUGGAAGAUUUUCUCGAGAAUGCAAAACUAUCCGAGAACUAUUUCUUCGCUAACUGUGAAGAAAUGUUGAAAGUUGCUGCUGUUAUCGAUGAACUGCCUCUAAGUUUGCAAGAUAAGUACCUUUUCUGCAUCAGUCCAGUUGACAUGGAUGAUGAAAUUUCAUCUCAGGGUCUAACACAGUUUGCCGAAAAUUAUGCAAAGAAAGGCCUCGUUCGUCUUAAAGAAAUAUUCUCACCUGGUUCACUUCAGGUGCCUAAAACGCAUUCUGCUCUCAAGGAGCUUGAAUCCAUUCACAAGGUGUUGGAACUCUAUGUUUGGUUGAGUUUUCGUUUGGACGAAUCGUUUCCGGACCACGAGUUGGCUUCAUCACAAAAGGCCAUCUGCAGUAUGUUAAUUGAGGAAUUCCUCGAAAGGCUUGGUUUCCAAAACCCAACAUCAAGAAAGUUAAAUUCAUUAAUGGCAAAAAAGAGAAGACAAUACCUCUGAUUAAAUGUAAACUACUAUUACCAUGUAUUUAUCCAUUAACCCCAUCACCCCGUUCGUUCCCACCCCAUAUACCUUUCUGUUUGUCAAACGGAUUUGUUAAAUUCGGACUCGAGAUCUCAAAGUUUUUCCGAUGGAAAUUUCCUGUUUAUUUUUCCUUAGUUAAA
Gossypium arboreum is the source of this 2126-nucleotide messenger RNA. RefSeq names its product DExH-box ATP-dependent RNA helicase DExH16, mitochondrial. The coding region runs from base 271 to 1962 and encodes 563 amino acids. NCBI's taxonomy places the organism in Eukaryota, Viridiplantae, Streptophyta, Magnoliopsida, Malvales, Malvaceae. Gene Ontology annotation, cellular component: mitochondrial degradosome. Gene Ontology annotation, molecular function: ATP binding; hydrolase activity, acting on acid anhydrides; RNA helicase activity. Gene Ontology annotation, biological process: mitochondrial RNA 3'-end processing; RNA catabolic process. The record is from RefSeq and is a predicted model, not a curated record. The transcript has 16 exons.